Messenger RNA from Malassezia pachydermatis, 231 nucleotides. RefSeq lists its product as hypothetical. Lineage: Eukaryota; Fungi; Basidiomycota; Malasseziomycetes; Malasseziales; Malasseziaceae. The record is from RefSeq and is a predicted model, not a curated record. The transcript has 4 exons. Bases 1 to 231 code for a protein of 76 amino acids.
AUGGGUAACGGUGCUCGGGCUCAGCAAAAACGUGAGCGUAAUGCCAAAGCCAAUAGCGGCAAAGAGGCCAAGUCUCAAUUGAAGGCCAAUGAAGCAGCUAAGAGCGUCAUUUGCCAAAUCUGUCGUCAAACUUUUCUGAUGACUGUUCGUGAACCUGCCCUCAAGCAGCAUGCCGACAAUAAGCACGGAAAAGAUAUCAAGGAUUGCUUCCCAACAUGGAGCCCUGCCUAA